UACGGUUUCCUUGAAGACGACAUGAAGGAAAAGAGAAAGAAGAAGCCAUCAUCUGGUGUGGAUCGGUGCUCGUCAAUUACUCAUGGCUGAGAGGCACGAAUCUCAACCGCACCGCAAGUCAACAGGAAGGCGAGAUUCCUCAGCCCCUCGUGCGGAGCGCGCGAGUGCGAAGACCAAGACCGCUGGCUCAGAAGCUCGCGAAACCCACGGGCGCCCUGAUGAGGGCGGUUCUAGGCAUGGUAGCCACGGAUCCGGCAACGCCGCGCAGGAAAGGGUGGACUCGCACAAUCCUCCUCCUGGUGAGACUAAGGUCGGUGAAGUAGCGGCCCCGAAGUUCUUGCCACCCACUUCGUCAGACGGCCCAUCCAAGGCGCCACUGCCGAACGUUGGCAGCGCGCACGUGACUGCCGCUACGCUGACCUCGCGCCAACAGGUUCCUUCGCUACCGGAGAAAUCUAAGCCUCCGCCAGAUGCCACAAAAGACGGCAAGGAGCGGCAUUCUAGACGCAGGUCGAGCCGCAAAAGGAGCUCCAGCACACGAAAUGUGGACGCGACCGCGUCAUCCGCCUCCAAUCGGGCGCCGUCCAUAUACGAUCUCGAAUACAGCGUUACCGGUCAUCAGGAUACUUUAGGGCUUCUCUUACCACCGGCAGAUUCCAAAGAACGGCUCUCCGCUACCUCCACUCACGCAAGCGCACCAACGCGUAGGAGAUCGUCUAAGCGCAAACGCACUAAGGGAGCAGGCCGUCGAGGGAAAGACGUUUCUCAGCGCUCUCCCAGCGAUCCGUCUCCCCCUACAAGAGCCCAUGAAAAAUACGAACGACUAGCCGAAGAACCCGCCAAUGAGCACGUUACUAAAGUAGGUGAGGAAGCGGACCGCACGCCGCAGAUGUCAUUCCAAGGCCGAGAUGCUGCUUGGUCAAAAGUCACUAAAGAGCUGCCGGCCUCCAGAGACGCGGAGCAUCAGGCAACCGAAGCCACUGUCCUAAUGCAGACGUACACUGGCGAUGGGAUCACGAAAGGGGUCGCUGCUGGGGCCAAUGAUGCAACCCUUCCGAACAGCCCAUGCGCGAGGGACGACGUCCGGAGUGUCGAGACGAACGAGCCACCGAAAGUUCGAGCACACGACAUCCAUCCUAUUGUCCAACGGAGAAUGACUACUGCCGAGGUGUUGUGCAGCGCGUUCUUCGUCAUCUGCGUGGCCGCUGCCUCUGUCACCUUGGUGCUCAUGACCAACUACGAUACCAUCGAGCAAGUCGCGUGCAUCGAAUCUCCAUGUGUCGCAGCCAGAGGGCACUUGUACGCCCUUCUCAACACCAGUGCAGACCCUUGCGUCGAUUUCUACGACCACGUCUGCGGGCAAUGGGUCAACCGCGAGACCGGAGGCAGCUUCCGCGACGACAGCGUCAAGGCGUCUGAGGUCAAGUUGCAAGAGGCCAUUGCAUCCGACCAGCUGGGGAACUACGAGAGAGUAGGUGCGAAGGUGCUGAGUCAGGUCUACAGGACUUGCGAGCGGUACGCGGCUGUCGAGACGACGCUCACCCAAGCCCUCGAGUCUGCGGAUGCCUUCCUGUCCCUGUCGAAGAUUCAAAGAGCCGACAGUAAAGCUGUGGUCGCCGGAUUUCUCAUGCGCACCUGCCUGGAGACUGGUUUAUACUCCGUGGUCGCAAUGAUGAUAGUUCGGGACGGAGGUGAGGAGCCCCUGUACGUAGCCCCGGGUUCAUCCCUUAACAAGAGGUUCUUGAGGAGCGGCGACAGCAUGGGCGCCACGACGAGUGAAAGCCACUCUUGGCGUCUUCUGCGCCAGGUGCUCGAAGCCUUCCCGGACGUCGAGAACGCCACGGAUGUCGCGCAGGUGCUCUACUGGCUCGACGCCGACUUGGACAUGGCGUUGGAAACAUAUGACAAGUCCUUUCUAGAGCGUGCUCCCUUUGACGUCGCCUUUCAUGGGUUCGUCGACGGCGUCACGGUCCCUGAGUGGCUGAAGGCUGCCAACGUUAUCCUUCCUGCCUGGCGCGCUCUGGGGCGUCGAGGCACCGUACUGAUGAGGGACGCGAAGAUUCUUAGGCACGUCUUAAGCGUUCUCUUCAGUAAAGGCAUCCGGAUUGCGGCGCUUUACUUGUCCGCCUAUUUGGCAUCGUACGUGGCCACCAUGGAAAACGACAAGCGUCUAGUGGUGUCCGGCGAGAAGAGCGUGGCAUGGCUGUGCCUAAGCAGGGCCAAAGAGUGCCUCACCAAGACGUGGCCGCAGCUGGUAGCCACACUGAUACGCGCGCGAAGCAGCGCAAGUCUCCUCGAAGACAUAUUCACCACCAUCAAGAAGGAAUCGACGAGUCGCAAGGUCUUCACGUGGCUCGGCGAAAAAAGUCGUGGGGUAGCCAGUCAGGAAGUUGCCAGCACUCUGGUGGUCGUCCAAGAGCCAAUCGAUCCGAAGACUAAUUACAGCGGCCUGGACAUCGGCGAAGGAGCCAACAAUGACUCCCUCUUCACUGACAGCGACGACCACGCGCACUCGUUCGUGUCCAAGUACUGGCUUGCGCGACGACACGACCAGCGGGUUCGCAUGGUCAGCCCGCCAACCAUGCAGGGUCAGCAGUCCAUGCGUCAUAGCUACAUUGGCGACGUGGCUUAUUUCCGACGCGUAGGCGUCGUCGUGGUGCCCGGCCUUUAUCACAGGGAGCCGUACAUGUACGGCUCGGACGUGCCUUCCUACUUCAACUACGGCACGGUGGGAGCCCUCCUGGCAAGCCAGGUGGCAAUUAUAAUGCACCCAGAUUUUGCUGGGUUCAGGCAAGGCGUGUCCUGGUGGGCCAGGGACACCCACGACAGGUACUCCCUCCGCAUCCGAUGCCUCGUCGACCUUCACUACCGGCUCGGCUUCAAGGAUCAAGUUGCUGAAUCUCCGCAGGAGCAGCAGGCGACCAUGUACACCAUCGUCCAGGGCCUGCGGCUUGCCUUCGACGCCAUGGCCGCAGACUUUCGAAACCACGCCCCAAACUACGGCGUCUUCAGCGCUCACUGGCCGGAGGCGACGCGCAUCUUCUUCAUGCGCUACUGCCUGCUCUGGUGCAGCGCAUCCCGGCGGCCCCAUCCGCUGACACCGCGCGAGAUGUGCUUGCUGCCAGUUCACAACAUGCCAGAGUUCAGUGACGCCUUCGGGUGCUCCGACAGCGCGCGCUACGUCAAGGGACGCUGCCGAAUGUAGACUUGCAGUGUGAAGUUCCCGACGAUCAUUGCGGCGGCGUUCACCCUACGUAUAUACCGGAUCCGUUAGUUUUGCUUACCCUGGGGAUACCUUGAGAAGUGAGGCCUUAUCUACUGAAUUUUCUUGUUUGCUCGACGAAAUCUAUGUGCUCUUCUUAUUGAUCGUAUCGUGCUACUACUAUCAGUGCAUUUUUUCUCAUGCGGCUUGUUUCUCACUCCAUGUGGUCAUGCAUAUUUCGCUAUUGUCCGCCUGUGACUGGUCAAAGCGCCUGUAUUUAUUGUGCUAGCUGCUACCUGUGCAUGAGCUGUGCACGGCGCCCCGAAGCCAUUCCAAUGCUUUCGUACAGAAUUGAGUCGAUGCUUAUGGUUAAGAUGAACUGGAAGAAAACUGAAACCGUGUGUGCUGCGACCAUGCAGCGAAGGCACACGAAAGGAGUACGAAGCAAGGUACAAGUAUCAGUUAGUUUGGAGGCCCUACUAAACGGGUUUACAGUGUAUAACGUAACAGUUGGCGUUAUAGAACGAACGCUGGUUUCAAGUGAUGUGACUAUGCCAUAGCCUGGUGAUUUUCUAUUUUUUACUUUGCAUUUUUGGUGCUUUCAUUAGACAGUCCUAUACAAGUGUUACUUCUGCAGUUAAAAUCUGUUGGAAGUCA
Molecule: messenger RNA, 3859 nt
Organism: Dermacentor andersoni
Lineage: Eukaryota; Metazoa; Arthropoda; Arachnida; Ixodida; Ixodidae
Product: endothelin-converting enzyme homolog
Biological process (GO): protein processing
Cellular component (GO): plasma membrane
Molecular function (GO): metalloendopeptidase activity
Source: RefSeq, a predicted model, not a curated record